Scaptodrosophila lebanonensis is the source of this 3571-nucleotide messenger RNA. RefSeq lists its product as uncharacterized. The record is from RefSeq and is a predicted model, not a curated record. The transcript is spliced from 9 exons. NCBI's taxonomy places the organism in Eukaryota, Metazoa, Arthropoda, Insecta, Diptera, Drosophilidae. Gene Ontology annotation, molecular function: microtubule binding; beta-tubulin binding. The coding region runs from base 54 to 3485 and encodes 1143 amino acids.
AUACACAUACAUACUGUGAAUAUACAUGAAAAUAUAUUUAGUAAAGUUGUAAAAUGGUCAGGGCACGGGGUAAAUCACCUGGGGAACCCGUAUAUCAAAUGAUAUCCGAGAAAGAGAUGGAGGAACGGGAAGUCAAGUAUUUGCAACGAUUGAACGAUAAUCGAGUGUGCGGUUCCUUUGUCAAGGCUGCCGCCGAGCAAUUUAGUCUGCUUCUGUCUGAGCAAGUCAGGGAAAAUCGCUGGGAGACCUACCUAAGCUGCAAUGGUUUACCAAAUCCCAAAUCUCCUGCCGAAAUGCGUCAUUUUCUUGAAAGGAUUAGAACUUUUCAGAAAAUCGAUGUGGACGAUACGGUGGAUUGGACAUUGUCAGUAGAUGAGCGCAGCUUACUUACCCAGGACAUAAGACGCACGGAUAAGUCGCGUAAAACCCUACGGAAGUCAUGCCCCAACAUUGGAAUGUCCUUCGAACGCGACGUCAAUAUGUGUUUAGAGACACUGCGAAACAUAGAUCGGCAGCUGGCCAAUGAAGUUGAAAUGGAGGAAAUCGACAUUAAUACGCAAAUGGAGAUAAUUACGGUGCGAUCGGAAAUUGCGAAAGAACUUGAUACCAUGUUUGAUCGCCUAACCUAUCGUGUUGCACGAACCGAUGGAGUUUUUACGAGUUCAUACGAUGACAUUGUUGCGCAAUAUGUGUACAAGGGUAAGGAGUUUGAAUUGCAAAUCUGGAGUCUACGAAAUGUGCCCAUUCGUUUUCAGCACAUGGAAUAUCCUCUGCUGAUGGCCGAAUUAGAGGGUAUUGAUGCGCGCGUACAAAUGCCACUCAGUGUCCUCAUGGAUAAUCUAACCCUCCGUUGUGUCCACACCCAUUUCGAUGUAAACACCGAAAAUGCGAAGAGCUAUGAGUGCGUUAUAACGGAAGAGCAAGACCUGAACGCGGGCAUUUUGGACAUUGAGGACUGUCUUGUGAAUGAAUGGUUAAUGCAAUUGGAGAUACAGGAGGAUAUUAUCGCAAAAUUGCUGGCAAAACGGGCACUGUUUGAGGAGAUAAUGGUCGGUAUUAACGAGAAGGCAGCGCAAGCGGCCAAGGAGGCAAAAGGUGAGGGUAAAGUGUCAAAAACAAAUGUGCCGAAGACGCCAAAAGAGCCGCAAGGUAUACCACCGGGUAUGGUGCCCGAUACUUAUGGCUUGUUUUUGGUCCGCGAGCAAAAACAGUAUAUGGAGUUCUUGGAUGAUAUUUUUCAUCCGGAGAAACUGGCGCUAAAGCACUAUGAAAUUAAUCUCAGAAAAUACAUUAUACUAGGUGGAAAUUAUUCCUUUUUUUUUGUGCGGCGGCCUGGGCACACAUCGUUUGAGAAGUUCAACAUAACGCUGCACGAAGAUGGUCGUAUUUUGUAUACCAUGUCGGACAUUGUCGCUAACUUGGGGGACGGUGAGGAUGAGGAAUCUCGCUUGGGUCCCUUACUGGGUGAUACGGUUGGUGGGGUUCCAGGUACCCAACGCAGUCGUAGCCGCAUAGAGACGAAAUCUAAGUCACGAUUGCAGCUGCGUCCAGAUGCGGAACCGGGCACAAAAAUUAUCUUAAAUGAGGAUGAUCUACCAUUUUUCCAUGUCACCAUUAAGCUGCCAAAGCAUUUGUGCCUGUGGGGUUUGCCGGUGGCUUGCCAAUACAUGACAGAGUUCGAGCCACUGGAUGUGCAUCGGAGCGAGAUUCAGGUUGCUGAAAUUGUUCCACAGAAGAAGAAAGGUGGAAAGAAAGGGGCGAAGAAAGGGGCAGAUGAAAAGGAUGCGGUUUCAAUGACUCCAGCACUCCAAAAGGAAACUGACAAUGAUCAGCGCCCCCUCCGUUUCUCGCAAAUCCAACGACCAGAAUCUCGACCCUCAAAUAUUUUCCGCUCUACGCUUUUGACCAUGUUGCGUCAUAGUAGAUUGGCAGAUCGUCAAAUAUCAAUAGUGCCACUGUCUGAUUUUAAUCUUGAGGAACAGCUUGGAAAAACAAAGAUACGAAAUCUUGAACGACAUUGUGUGCCACGCAUAAUAUCUUCAUUUAAGUUUCCGAUGGAGUUCAGAGAGCAGCUCCAAAUGUUGGAUGAAGAGCUCAAAUCGAAGACAAAUAGGUUACUACGUCGCCCCGUCGAAGAAGACGUUAACUUGACUGCUGACGUUCGCCAAUAUACGUUUGAUUACGAGGAGCAACAGGGUCCAGAGCGAAUGUUUCCCGUGUUCGACUAUUUCGAGCCCAUUUUAUAUCCCGAAGAGGCAGUCCAUGCGAACAUGGAGGACGAAGGUACCCUGUACGGUCUGCUGACUAAGUUGGAUAACAUUAAGUCACAAUAUGUGACAAACUAUAAGAAUGUUAUGAAUCAACCUGUUUUCGAGCCCAAACGACGUGCUAAAAAGGAGAAGGAUGUCACAAUGGAGGAGCCCCAAUCGACAAAAACAAGGUCGCGUAGCUCUACCAAAGGAAGAGAUUCAACUCGGUCUCGAAGCAAGCACAAAAUGCAAGAACCUAGUAUACAUACUUUGAUGUAUGGGUCGAUUAUGAAUCUUAGUACUACGAAUAUAGGCGCGAUCGAAUCGGUGAAAUCAAAUAUUCUAGAUCCAGAAAGCGUGAGUAUGCACUCUAGACUCUCGGUAUUAUCUGAAUAUGAAAUGCACGACGAGCCGCCCAAGAUUGAGGUCACACACUGGACUACGGAGCAUAUAUUUGAUACGAAAUUCAACACGGAGGAACAAACGAUUACCAUUAAAACGGAUCGUUUGGGCAUUUUUGGAUUUGCCUACAAGCGAUACGAUCAUUUUCCAUUUCGGGACUGGAGUUUGCAACCGAGCGAUGAAAAUCCCGAUGAGAUUAUAUUUACAUUGGACACCUUUCAUGUGCGUGUCAUUCUGUAUGUCUCGGGUAAGGGAGUUCGUGGUUAUGCCACAGACCUCUCAAAAGAAUAUGUGGCGAAGCCGGUACGAUAUUUAGAUAUUGAACAGCCCGUAUCGGACUUUCAGGAGCUGCGCAUGCGUUUCUGGAAUAGAAACAUCAACAUCUUUGCGGAACACGACGCCUGCUAUUAUAUCGACAAUGGUUACUUCUCCAUUAAACAUUUGGCCACAGCGGAGCAUACCUACGAUGUGAUGGCCUUGCACUGCAAGCUCAUUAAGUUCUAUCGUUCGAGUUGGAAUCGUUUGGCGACGAGACGUGAUAUAAUUAUGUGCAUGAAGGGCGCCAAGGAUACAUCCGAAUUGUCUGAGGUCACCAUACGGGUUGAGCCCGAAUGUACCACAUUUGUAGAAGUACAUGAGCUUUGUUCGGAUGAUUUGAACGUGUUUAAAUUAAAAUAUUCACCCACGUGGCGUAACAUAGGCACCUAUUCGGAUGCGCAUCAGGCCAUAGUUUCUAUGUUUCCACAAGCAACCGAUGUGCGCAACAAAGAUGCGCUCUUAAUUUUUCAACUCAAACGACUUUUGAGCGCCGUAGCCCCAUUAUGUUUCUCAUAGUAGUUUUAUAGUAAUAAUAAUAAUAACAACUUCAACAUGUAUGCUAAUCAAAAAAAAUGUCAAAUUUGUUCAUUAAAAAAAAUACA